Lacerta agilis (Sand lizard) is the source of this 1124-nucleotide messenger RNA. It is a transcript of the gene TMEM177, whose product is annotated as transmembrane protein 177. The record is from RefSeq and is a predicted model, not a curated record. The coding region runs from base 84 to 1019 and encodes 311 amino acids. NCBI's taxonomy places the organism in Eukaryota, Metazoa, Chordata, Lepidosauria, Squamata, Lacertidae. The transcript has 2 exons.
GCUGCUGCUGCGGGUGGAGUGUGGGUAGGUAGAAAUGAAUUGGGAUUUAGCACCGCGUUGCUAAAAGAGGCUAGCAGCUGAAUAUGGCAGUUCGGUUCCUUUGGAAGACAGUGGCCAUGGUGGAGAGGCACAGGACUGGUUUCCUGGCAGUUUCCUGUGCUGGACUCUUUGGUGCUAACCUGACUUUUCACAUCUUUCCUGAGGAGACAUUCAGACCAUUGUAUCAGGCUUGGGCCAAGGGGAAACCAAUGGAGCUCUCAGAAAAAUUACAGAUCCUUUUCCGUGACAUCAUCAGCGACAUCAGAGUAAAAUCAGCAAAUCGUUACCAAGCCUUUGUGGCCUACAGCUUCCACCCGGUGAGCGCUGGGCUUCCAUGGCUGCCCGCAGGCUGUGUCGUGGGCAUUCCUGCCCAUUUCAGUGGUGCAGCCAGCGAUAAUGAUAGGACUGCCAGCCACGUUGUCAUGAUUGAAGGCAAAGAAGUGGACUGGGACAGCACAGAAGGCCUGGCCUUGAAGGAGGCCCUGACCCUUUCUCCGGAGGCUCAGAAGUUUGCCAUUGCAAGAGAGCUCAUGUACUUGCAAAGCAACGGACCCUCCGUAUGUGCUGCUGUUGCCCCCGUUUGUUUAGCUGGCACUUGGAUUUCUGGGGUAGCCAUAAAGCAGCUCCUGGGCUUGUAUUCGGGUCCAGUGCUCUUACGAGGCCUUUACAACGUGGCUGUAAUGGCGAUUGGAUUUGUGGGCUAUUGUCUCUCGUACGAUGCUGUGAGUCAGGCGAUGGAUUACAGGACAGACAGAAAUACAGCCACCGUUUCCACCAGCUUUGCUAGAGGUGGAGUGGAGUUCUAUAAUAAAAUUCUGUCCCAGAACAAGAUUUUCCGCAUGCUCAUGGGCAAGCGAGGAGAGCGGAUAUAUGCCCCAAGUGGCAAUCUUUUCCCAAGAUACUGGUUCAGAUUAAAACAUGCAUCAUAUACUUCCAGAAGAGACUUGAUUAUCAAUAUUUUAAGCAUGCCCCAGGCAUAGGAGUAGAGGCACGAUUGAAUUUUAAGCUUGUAGAUUAUGUAUUCUCUUUGGAACACAGCAGCCUGGUUUUGCUUUUCAUAUGAUUUCAUUAGCAUUUCCAUUAUU